AAAUUAAGUUGUGCGGGAACAUUUACUUGACUCCGGUGUCUGAGCUUGACUAACGGAUGUCUCUUCCUCCUCCCGUCCAUCAAAUGAUUGACGUUUGGAGCUCUACAGCAGUGUUUAGUUAGCCUAUUUUAUUACGGCCGAACACCAUGAGAUUACAUUCCAGUUGCUAGUUAGCUGGCUUAAUGGGUUUUCGAGUGAAAAGAUGAUCGCCUCACUUUCUCGGGGAAGUUUGCUGGAUGAGGUGCUGCACGGAGGCUUUAACGAGCAUCAAUUGACCACCUACACUUCCUGGGUGAAUUCUCAGUUGAAGAGGAAACCCGGACUGAGGCCCAUCACUGACCUCCGGCGGGAUCUGCAGGAUGGGGUUGUUCUCAUACAACUAAUAGAGAUCGUUGCCGGGGAGCUGCUUGAGGGUGUUUUCGUGAAUCCUCAGAGCAAAGACGAAAGCAGGAAGAAUGUGGAACAAGUGUUGCAGUUCAUUUCCUCCAGACACAUACGCAUGCCGCACAUCUCAGCAAGAGACAUUGUUGAAGGUAACCUAAAAUCUUUGAUGAGGGUAAUUCUGGCUCUGGCUGCACACUUCAAGCCUUCAGCCAAUCACAGGGUGGCUUCAGGAAGUGGGAGGGGCUUGGCAGCAUGUCCAUCCAGUCACAACCCCCUGUCCACUGUGGCGCUUGCACAAGGCGCUGCUGCUGCGCUGGCGUCAGCUCGAUAUGACGCCUCACUGCAUGCAGGCUCCUCACGCAUUCACAGUGGCUGGAGGUCUGAAGUGGAGAAGAGCGUGUGUGUGCGUGCACUGGUGAAGCAAUAUGAGAGGGGAAACCCAGAUGAGCAGGACAAUAACGCACAAAUGAUGAGUCUCAGCUCAGCAAGUCCGCCACCAUCUCCAAGAGCUUUACCCAGCAAUCAUGCAGACACACAGCAAGAAGACCAUGCAAAGUCAGAGACCAGCGCCACGGUGGAGUCAUCUAUUGCUGUAGCGGCGACAGCGUGGGAGGAUUCCAUCAGUGAAAGUUUGGAGAAGGAAGUGGAGGAGACCCGUAAAAUGGUGUCUGCUUUGCAGGCCCUGCUGCUACAAGGCUCUCUGCCAGAGGAUGAGCAAGAUCUGUCUUUGACUUUGGAUGAAGGUCACCCUGAGCAGCAACUGGUCAUCAUCCGCAGCCGUUUGGAUCAGAGCAUGGAGGAGGCUCGAGAACUGAAGAGGGAACUAUUGCGCUGUAAGCAAGAGAUGAGAAACCUACAGGGAGUCAAGGAGGCCCAGCAGCAGAGGCUGUGCACGCAGGAGGCAUCGAUACUUCAGCUGAAGCAAGAACUUCUACGAGCCAGCAUGACUAAAGAUGAACUUAACAAUCAAAAGACUGAGCUACAAUGGAAACUGGAGGAAUGUACUCGCCUCUGGAGUGACUGCAAGAAGGAAGUUGGGCAGAGGGACAGACUUGUGCAACAACUCAAAUACAAGCUUGAGGAAAGCGAAAAACAACAGAAAGUGUUGCAAAAAGAACUGGACCAUAAAAACAGUAUGAUGCAAGAUCUUAUGAAUAGAGAUCUUCAACAGAUUUCCCCAUGCGCUGAUAACAAUGGCUACUAUUACACUGGAAACCCUGCUCCCUCCAUAUCAAGUGCAGAGGAGGUCCAGCUGCUCCGAGAUGCACUCAGAAGUUUAAGGAACGACUUCAGAGCCCACGACCCCCAGCACCACACUCUAGACACCCUGGAGCAGGGCAUCAUGUCACUCAUUGAUAGACUACAUGCUCUUCAGUCACACAGGUCCAGAGGGAAAUCUCCCAGACGCAAAGGCUUGAACAGCGACUCUGACUCUUGGCCAAGGGUUUGCCAGUCUAACAGCACCGCCACCUCCUCCACAAAGAUACUCUAUUUCACUGGAAGAUCCCCUACACCUUCCAUGAUCAACAUACCCAAAAAGCUGGGAGAGGUCACUCUCAAGGAUGUGAAAGCAGCUGUGGAUCAAGAGGGAAACUACAGGUAUCACUUUAAGGCCAUGGACCCUGAAUUUGGUACUGUGAAAGAGGAGGUUUUCUUAGACGGAGCCAUUGUUCCUGGUUGGGAAGGCAAAAUUGUGGCCUGGGUGGAGGAAGACCACGGUGAAGAAAGACCUUCAUAGCCAUUAAACAUCUCAAGAAGAAGAAUUAAGGAUUCUAUAUACUGGAACUGGACUCACUGUUGUGCUACUAAUGUUGAUAAUAUCAUAGAAGUCAGUGCCUUGCCACGAUGUGCUUGAAAUUGCCAAGCCUUAACCAGAAGUGUCUAUAGAAGACUAAAAACCCUACAAAUUUAGCAUUUAAUGUUCACCCCUGGAAAAGGUCAUUAGAAUUGUUUUGUAUCAACUUUCAUACAAUCUGUCUGUUCAUUGUUUUUUCAUCUCAUACUAUAUGAGAUUCUUCAGUAUUAUCCACCAUUGCAGUGACACCACUUUACCACCUUUCAUUAUCAUAAUGUUAUCAUAAUGCUGUAUUGUCAUGUUCAUUAGAAAAUGUAAUGAUCAUUUGAAUUGUUUGUGAAGUACAAAAAGUAGUUUUUGUGUAAAGUAUUUUUACCAUAUUCUUGGUUUGCUGGCGUGUACCUUCUGACAUUUUGGAGCUGGGAAUGCUACCUUUCAUUUGAUGUAUUAUGAAUUUGACAUGGAAAGCAUGUGGGACCUACUGUAUCUGGUAUAUGAGCUAUCCCAUAAAUAAUUUAUUGUGUGUGUGAGUGUGUGUGUGUGUGUGUGUGUGCGUGCACGUGUGUGCUCACCAUUUGGGAUUGUUUUGCCGUUUCUAACAAGCCAAUAGAAAUAUGCAUUAUCUCAUGUUUUGUACUCAUUGGAUGCCAUAACUGCCUGUCAAAUGUACAGUUUUUGUAUAUUCUAUGUAUUGAGACUGACAAUUUAGAAAGAAGUUGGUCUAUGUUUUAUGUGUGAUAGUCUUGUUUUACAAAAUAAAACCU
Doryrhamphus excisus (bluestripe pipefish) is the source of this 2943-nucleotide messenger RNA. Its product is annotated as dixin-like. Gene Ontology annotation, molecular function: protein binding. NCBI's taxonomy places the organism in Eukaryota, Metazoa, Chordata, Actinopteri, Syngnathiformes, Syngnathidae. Gene Ontology annotation, biological process: canonical Wnt signaling pathway. Gene Ontology annotation, cellular component: cytosol. The record is from RefSeq and is a predicted model, not a curated record.